UCCCCUUUUGGUCCUCUCACCCUGACAGCGUAACAAUGCUGAGCCUCGCUCUCAUCACGGCGCCCGGCCUCGCGCUGGUGGCUCGCGCCCCGGCGCCGGCGCUCUCCGCCGUCCGCGCGCCAAAUCUUGCGAUGCAGCUGGCCACGCCGCCCGAGGGCUACGACGGUGCCGUCGCGGCGGGGAUCAAAAAGGCAAACAUGGAUGCGGGCAAGAUCUUUGGGCUGGGCCUCAUGUCGGGCGCGCACAUCGGCUUUGGCGCCUUCCUCAUGCUCACCGUCGGUGGCCAGUGCCCCGGCCUCGCCGCCACCAACCCCGGCCUGCAGAAGAUUGUCGCGGGCGCGUUUGGCCUCCCGUUCGGUCUGAUGAUGACGCUGGUGACGGGGGCGGAGCUCUUCA
Molecule: messenger RNA, 396 nt
Organism: Emiliania huxleyi CCMP1516
Lineage: Eukaryota; Haptophyta; Isochrysidales; Noelaerhabdaceae
Exons: 1
Biological process (GO): transmembrane transport; nitrite transport
Cellular component (GO): membrane
Molecular function (GO): high-affinity secondary active nitrite transmembrane transporter activity
Source: RefSeq, a predicted model, not a curated record